Beauveria bassiana ARSEF 2860 is the source of this 1203-nucleotide messenger RNA. RefSeq lists its product as uncharacterized. The record is from RefSeq and is a predicted model, not a curated record. Bases 1 to 1203 code for a protein of 400 amino acids. The transcript has a single exon. Lineage: Eukaryota; Fungi; Ascomycota; Sordariomycetes; Hypocreales; Cordycipitaceae.
AUGAUUACAGAGACCUUCACCAUUGAAGGGAUCUCUCUCACUGCCGAGUUUCCAUUUCUGCGGACCGCACUUCAGCACCUUCCUGUCACGACAUUCAUCACUACAGACAAAAAUCCGUCUGUUGUUUUUCCAUCGGACCCUAUUCCUAAUUACAGCCAAACUUGGCCAACUGGCGGCGACGGCGGCGAUCAUACACCUGUUGAGGGAGGUGAUGGGCAUCAGACGCCCGUCAGCAGAGCCGGAGGCGGAGGCGGAGGCGGAGGCGGCCCUGCUUCUGUAACCGCUACUCCAACAUACACGAUUACCGCUGGACCAAGUUCGGUCGUCAUCAAUACGCAAACGUUUACAGUCGCUCCGGGAAGCACUUCUGUAGUUACCGUUGAUGACGGUGGAGUGUUUACUAUCAACCCUACCGCGGUUGUUGGUCAAGGUGCCACCGUUACCCGACCGCCAUCAGUAAUGGGACCCUCGUCGUCAGUCUUGGGUGGUAUCCCCGUCACUUCGGCAGGUCCCAAUCUCGAGAUUGGCGGAGGCACAUUUCCUAUUCCCACAUCCGGCUCGAGUACUGUUCGCGUCAACGGCAAAGAUGUAACUAUCAAACCGACUGAAGUAAUCAUCGGCGGCAACACCAUGGCCCUCACGAAACCAGCCGCAUCCGAUGUCGUUGUUGCCGGCGGCGAGAUGCUUACAGUCAUUGGCCGCAGUGUCGUUGUCCUCCAUUCCGUUACUUACACGUAUGGGAGCGGCAGCGCUCCCAUUGUUCAGGUCAUCAACGGCGACACAAUCACUAUUGGGCCCACUGGAGUGAUUGUACAUGGUUCCACGAUUGGUGGCGUGUCCGCUCAGCCUACCGACACUGACUAUGAGAUUGUUGGCGGAGCGACUAUUGCCAAGCUCCCUCCCUCGAUGGUGAUUGUGAAUGGGGAGACGUAUGCGGUUGGUCCCGGGGUUGACACGAAAAUCGUCACCAUUGGCGACCAGACCUUGACCAUGGGACCAAUCGGUCUCGUCAUGGCCAGCACUACGAUGAGGUAUCCAUUCGAUACCUCCGUCACCACCACCAUCGUUGGCCGUGCAACCGGCGAAUCCCUUCCUCAGGAGACUGGCAAAGGGGAAGAAGACGCUGCCUACUCGCUACGACCAGACGUGCGCGUCGGUCUUGGGUGCCUCUGCAUUGUUUUUGGCGUUUUGGUUCUUGGCUAG